GGGCGACUCCUCAUAAACCGGAAGUUGUCUACCUCCAGUUAUCAUAACUGAUUUAUAGGGCACACCCUGUCCCGGGAUUUCACGAGUAGGGAGAGAUGGAAACUUAAUUUAGCCUUUAGCCGUAUGAAUAAUGAUUUAAAUAUUACUUGUGAAACACGUAGAGUGCUCCAGAGAAAAGACAUAUGUCAAAAUUAUGUACAGCACAUCUAUUUUAAAAAAGAAACUGAGAUAUGUGCAACUUUUUAUUUAUUUUGUUUAUUUUAUUUAUUAUAAAAAUGUGUUCACUUUUUAUGAAAAGUAUACAGUAUAUGUAAGGUGUAUCAUAUUACGUAAGAUGUAUUUUGGAGCAGUUUAGAGCAGUGUAACUUUAUAUACAAAUAAAGAAAUGUGCUUGUGCCACUAUUUACUGACACCGUUCAUCUGAUCUGACAUGGUUUUCCACAAAAGAAAAACAAAGAGAUGACCCGCUGCAGUGACAAAGAAAAUGAGGGGCUCAGUGAUGACGGAGCGGAGAAAUCAAACGAGAACCAGAAGAAAAGAAGCAAAGGGGAAAAACGUGUUUCCUUCCCACCAGAUGAACACAUUGUGUCUGGCUUUGCUGAGCAAAGGAGCACAGACCCAAAGGCUGACAGCUGCCUCACCUUGACCGAGAUAAUGGCAGCCUACCAGAGGAACUGCAGCAUCCACCAGGUUGAACCCAAACCACACAUCCUGCAGCAGCUCCAGCAGGGUGUGUGUGUAGGUGGCAGUGUGAAGUGUCUAGAUCUCAAAGGUGAGAGAUUAGACCACCGCUCCUGUGAAGCUCUGGAAGUUGUCCUGAAAUCGCUGCACUUUGAUUUCAUCAAUCUACAGGCAACCCAACUGGAGGAAAAUGGAGCAGCGUCCUUGCUGGAUAUGAUUUCGUACUAUGAAUCUACAACCCAUCUUGACAUUUCUGACAACAGCAGUAUGGGAACAUCCGGUUGGAAGGCCCUCGCUCAUUUGAUAAAACAGAGCGUGAGUCUGUCCAGACUGGACUUGUGUAACGUGCCCAUAGUAGCCGGUCCAGCCCAGUGUAUUUCUAAGGCGCUGUCGUCCAGCAGGCUCACAGUACUGAACCUUUGUAACGCCCAGCUCAGCGGCGUGCCGCUGUACACACUGGUUGGUGCAUUGAAGACAAACAGAACAUUGCAUGAACUCCACCUUGCCAACAAUCUGCUGAACAGUUACCAGGAUGCCCUGCAGCUGGGAGACCUGCUUCGAUACAACAACACUUUACAGACACUAGAACUUAGCAACAAUGUUGUAGCGGAUGCUGGUUUGGAAGAGUUGUGUGAUGGCUUGAAAUGGCAGACAACUGGUCUCCAAGUGUUACUGCUCAGAAACAACCAGAUUACUGCAAAAGGCAUGGAGCAUCUUGCCAGGACUCUGCCAGUGCUGAAGGUCCUGCAGGUCCUAGAUUUGGGGGAGAACCUCCUGGGGAACGAGGGCAUUCAUGUCAUCAGGGAGUCUCUGAUGGUGAACUGCUCUGUGCAGCAGCUUAGCCUGACCCAAGCUAACAUCACUUGUGAAGGUGCUGUAGCCUUGGCAGAGUUCCUUGUUGAGAACCAUCAGAUAAAGAGGCUGGACCUCCGUAUGAAUGAUGUGAGGCUUGGAGGCCUCAUGGCGUUGUCUGUAGCACUGAAGAUAAACAACUCUCUUGUCCAUCUGGAUUUGGACUUCAUACCGUCACAGGAGCAGGAUGAGUUUCUGUCAGACACUCAGACAAGGCUUCAGGCAGAGAUCACACAGCGCUGCCUCAUCAACGCCAGGCUGCGUGGUCCUGCUGAGGAAACUUCUGAAACUUCGACGGCUGAUGCUCACGGACUGCCUGACAACACAACCGCAGCCUGAGACACACACACACACACGUAUGCAGAUGCACACACACUCACACAAACACACACACACUUGCAGAAACAUGCACGCACAUACAUGCACGCACACACACACACACACACAUAUAUACACGCACACUCACACGGACGCACACUUACACACACACACACACACACACACACACACACACACACACACACACACACACACACACACACAGAUGCCCAUAUGAACUAAAUCACACAGACGCCACAAAUAGUGAACUAGCAGAUGUAUAUAAAUAAUAAUUGUAUUGCAAAUAAUGCUAUAAUAAUAAUAACCAUAAAGCUGGUGAUAAAGGCAGACUACAGCUCCCUAAUGAUGCUCCAGACUCCCAGCUGCUUCCUGCCUUAUGUUACGAGUGGAAGCCCACUUCAAACAUGAAUCACCUGAUAAUGAAGAGAGCACUACCCUUAAACACACACACCUCCAGCCACCACUCCCCCAUCCUCCCCCCAUCCUCCCCCGUCCUCCUCGUUCCGUCUGUGUGUGUAGCACUUAAUGAUGAUGAACUUCUCACUGAUUCAUUGCAGGACACUCUUAGUACAGUACGUGUGUGUGACUAUGAGAGAGGCAGGUGUUGUUUCAUCUGCAUCAGACCAGAUGACGAAUCACAGGCCUGCAUUCAACUCGUUUGAAGCUGAAGAGGACAAAAUGUCUGUAGGCAGGAAUGCCACAGCACCCCCGAAGGCUGGAGGCCUUCGGGGGUGCUGUGUUUUGUCUUGUUUGGGUUUAUGCACCUCUACUUAAGUCAUCAUGGAAAAACAUUUGGACCUGCUUCAUAUGUUCAGUAUUAAAGAAUUGUUUGUCAUUCACCUUCUGUUGGUUUGUUCACUUCUUUUCACAUUUGGUCUGAUGUUGUUCUCAUAUGUGUAGUUCUGUUUUUCUCCACCUGUUUGUUUCAUGUCUCAUGUUUCUUCCUUUUAUCCUCAAGGCCGUGUAUGAUGGUCUUUGUCCUCUGGUUUGUUGUAUGUCUUCAUGUUUAUUUUCUCAUCUACAGUAUAUCCUUGUUAGUUCUAUGUCUAGUUUACUGGUGUUUAACUUUGAGCCUGAUUUGAAGUUCUUGCAUUGUUGUGUUCACAGUUUAUUCGCCUCCUGUAGAACAGUGAAUAUCAUUUUGGUUUAAUUUGCUACUUUGUUUAAGUUGUUUGACCUUUGCCAAGUUUUCUGUUCCUUAUUACUCAUAUAAUUUCCACCUUACGUUUGUAUGUCUGAAGGCUGUCUUUCUUUACUCUGUUUGUGUGUUUUGAGUCUGAUUUCUUGAUCUUUUUUCUUUAUUGUGAUUUGUGUAUACUAUACAGUAGUAACAGCUCAUAGUAGCUGUGGUAGCUGGUAACAUUAAAGCUGAAAUUAUGCGUUGAAAUACAUUAACUUCUAUGUGUGGGAAGAUUCAGACAGACUUUAACUGUUUAAAUGUUUACAUGCUGGUCAAACAUUUGUGUUCAAGCAUUGUCACUGCACUGUGGAACCUUGGGCCUUUUUACAUCACCUGGAACAGAGCUAUUCAUUGACAGAUGAAAUCAGACGAGUGGAUAUUUGGGGGGAUUUUUGCAUUCCUUGAUUUACACCCAGUGCACCCAUUUAUAAUCCUUUUCAGAUAAAACUCUGGAGCCUCAGCCCAGCGAGUGUGUGCAGCUAACAGCUAGCAUGCAGCUGCCAGUGUUACUUCAUCUCCUUCCCCAAGCUCAGGUUUAUCUGAUAUCUGAGCUUUGUGUGUUUGCCCAUGUCUUCCUUCUCCUCAGCCCCCUUCAUCAUACAGUAACACAUGUGGGCAUGGCAGCAUCCCAACCCUUUCCAAACAUUAUGGCCCCACGGCUGGUUUUGGGUCCAAGUUUGAGCUCACUCAUUGGAUUCCUCAUCCAUUCAUGGCUCCCCCAACCCUCUCUGAAGCCUGGGUGGUCUGAACCCAGUCCAGUCUUGAUGGCGGAGACAGAGGAGGCAGAUGCUGCGGCACUGGGGAAUGUGAAGUGUCUCUGAAAAGACUGGGUCUACUCCAUCAUAGUUAAGGAGUAUAGGCAAGGUAAUACACACUUCUUUAGUGACUACACACCGUACAGUACAAUCAUGUAGUCACCAAAUAACUAGACUCACACUGUUAAUUGCUAAAACCAAGUCUUGUGUGUUUAAAUCAGUGGUUAGUUACAUACUGUGAUCCUUUCAUGGCAUCUUCUUCCAUAGUGUCUCAAUUCACAUUAUUUUAUUAUUAUACAAACGAGUUAUGUGCCAUUACUAUUCAUUUACAGAUUAUGCCACACAAUUAACCACCACUCCAGGAUGUAAAUCUAUAGUAUCUCUAUUCUACACCAGAGCCACAUGGUGCUAAGUUUAGGUUUCAACUUAACUAAGUACCUUUUUUCACCUCUACGUAGACAGCGGAACAACUAGCCUCCAUGUUUACAACCGACAGGACUUGUCCAAAGUAUUUAAUAUUAUAGUAAAGCUUUGUGAGGUUCUUACAUUUGACCACACUGUCUCUAUGAGUGUUGGCAUAUUUGACGUGCAUUAUGAUGUGGUUUUCUACGAAAAUGCAAUUGAUAAAAAUAACACUUAAAUCCCAAAGGACAGAACUGUAAUUAACUGUGAGCAGAACAUAUGAUGUUAUUGUAUAUGAUGUGUUUGAUGCUGAUAUUUGCUAGUGAUGACAGCGUAGAUUGCUGCUAUUUAAUUGAUGCAUAGGACAAAGUUUACAGUGUUUCUCCUUGUGCCUCUUUUUUCCUGCGCACUGAUGUAAAGAACAGUUUACCACUGGCUGUAAUCAGUCAUCACCGUCUGAUAUUAUGGGGAAGCAAUUAGGCGAGACAGCUGUGUACGUUACUAAUAAACAAUGGCUGAGCGAAGCCUCCUCCAAUGCUCUCAUCCAUCACCCAGAAAUGUUCUUGACUUUUCCAAGUUCUCUUUCUCUUUUCACUGCACAGACACAAGCACGCGCGAGCGCUGUGUUUCCACUGGUUCAGAUGAGUUUCUGGCUGAUGCUCAUAGCCUCCCCGCUGAAAGUGUGGCUGACUGUUCUCCUCCUCCUCCUCUUCGUCUUUCCCCCUUGUCAACACAAUCACUCCAUCCAUCUGUCCUGAGGCCCUGGCCCCGCGAGGGGGCGGAUCCACCCCCUCUCAGUGCCUUGUGGGCGCUCUCGCUCCUCUGCUCUACCUCCCAUUGCACGCACACACACACACACACACACACACACACACACACACACACACACACACACACACACACACACACACACACACACACACACACACCACACACACACACACAAACACCAAACUUUGAUUUAAUUAGUUACAUCCACUAACUAAACUCUCAACUUCAACAUUCAUUGAAUAUAUUACUGUUACCAAUAUUUUAAGAUGACACAAUUUCAUCUUAAUUUGUUUGCUGUUGAAUCUGUCCUGUACAGAAGCAUCGUAAAGAUAAACUAAAUUAAAGAAUUUCAUGAAGUGAACACAUUCUGAAUGCUGAAGUAUUGGAUUUAUCCCUAAGAAAGUCCUGGAAGUUGAUGAUACCUCAACAACAAAGUCAAAAAAACGGUACACAGUUUAGAAAUUUAGAUGUGCAGAAGAUACAGAUGCUGUUGAAUCAAUAUAGGCAAAAGCUGAAAAAAACUUCAUUCUACUUCAUUUCAUGAAAUGAUUCCCAAAAUUAUCCUAAACUGGCUGAAUAGCAAUUGGAACCUUUUAAAAUUAUCUGUGGGUGAUACCUAAAGGCUUACACCAGUAGAAUUCUCAAUAUAUAUUUUUUUAAUUCUAUUCUUUUAUUUUAAAACAACUUAUAACAAGUAGUAGACUCUCUGGGCUGAUUAUCAAUCUGAAAUGCAUUAAGUAAUCAUAAUUAUCCUGCCAAAAGAUGAGUUCUCAGUUUUUAUUUGUACUAAUUAAGAACAUGUUUUACAAUUUUGAAAAGAUUUGGUGUCUGUGGUGUACGAAUUCAUAUAACCUCCUUUCUUUAUUGAAUCAUGAUGUCAUAAUUAAAUUUUUCAAUAUGUAAAGAUGAAUAAGGCCUGUAACAGUAGACAUGAAACAUAACUGUGUGUACAUAUUUUUAACAGACAAUUGCCAUUUUCUCUCUGCCCUAUGAAGACACAUUAAAAAGCUGAAGAUAAUGGAAACUACUGCUGUGGCGUAGGUCUUUCUUAGUUGUAGUGAACUAAACAUAAUUAUAAGGCACCAACAGUGUUUUUUAGAUUAAAAUUUAAAAGUCAUAUGAGGACAAUUGAAUUGUGUUUGAGCAACUCAACAUUAUAACAUUAAGAUCAAUAAAAACAAUUUAUCUCCA
Betta splendens (Siamese fighting fish) is the source of this 6171-nucleotide messenger RNA. Its product is annotated as protein phosphatase 1 regulatory subunit 37. NCBI's taxonomy places the organism in Eukaryota, Metazoa, Chordata, Actinopteri, Anabantiformes, Osphronemidae. The transcript has 12 exons. The record is from RefSeq and is a predicted model, not a curated record. Gene Ontology annotation, molecular function: protein binding. Bases 460 to 1872 code for a protein of 470 amino acids.